Camelina sativa (false flax) is the source of this 1589-nucleotide messenger RNA. The record is from RefSeq and is a predicted model, not a curated record. Lineage: Eukaryota; Viridiplantae; Streptophyta; Magnoliopsida; Brassicales; Brassicaceae.
AUGCCGGAGAUCGAACAAGACGAUGCGGCGGCGGAGACGGUGGAUUCGUCCACCGUUAAAUUCGGAACACCGGAAGCGUUGAAGUAUGUACGAUCACUGACUGACGUUGGAGCGAUGACGCGACUUCUUCACGAAUGUAUCGCUUACCAGCGAAGCCUAGACUCAGAUCUCGACGCGCUUCUAUCGCAGCGUACGGAGCUGGAUCGGAGUCUCGUUCAGCUACAGAGAUCCGCGGAGAUUCUUGAUAUCGUGAAAGCGGAUGCGGAUCACAUGUUGGGAAAUGUUCGAUCGACUUGUGAUCUCGCGGAUCAGGUCAGUGGGAAGGUGCGAGAGCUCGAUCUCGCCCAGUCUCGUGUGAAUGUUACUCUUUCCCGCAUAGACGCGAUUGUCGAGCGAGGGAAUUGCAUCGAAGGCGUGAAGACGGCUUUGGAAUCGGAGGAUUACGAGUCCGCUGCGAAGUUCGUACAGAGGUUUCUCCAGAUCGAUUCGCAGUACAAGGAUUCUUCUGGUUCUGAUCAGAGAGAGCAGCUUCUUGCUUCGAAGAAGCAGCUUGAAGGUAUUGUGAAUAAGAAGCUCUCAGCGGCGAUUAACCAGAGAGAUCAUCCUACAAUUUUGAGAUUCCCAAGACAUCUGAAUCGGAUCCUAGAGGUUCUCGUAAGCCAUAGGGGUUAUCUUCGGAAAGCGUUUGAUCUAUUCAAGAGUUCGCGUCUUCACGGAGUGAUGCCUAACACGAGAAGUUACAACAUUUUGAUGCACGCUUUUUGUUUGAAUGAUGAUUUGAGUAUUGCAUACCUACUGUUUGGUAAAAUGCUUGAGAGAGAUGUUGUCCCUGAUGUGGAGUCUUAUAAGAUUCUGAUACAAGGGUUUUCUAGGAAAGGACAAGUGAAUGGUGCUAUGGAAUUACUGGAAGAUAUGCUGAAUAAAGGUUUCGUGCCUGAUAGGUUGAGUUACACAACAUUGUUGAACAGUUUGUGUAGGAAGACGCAGCUCAGAGAGGCUUAUAAGCUUCUAUGUAGGAUGAAGUUAAAAGGUUGUAAUCCGGAUAUUGUUCAUUACAACACGAUGAUUCUCGGCUUUUGUAGAGAAGGUCGCGCUAUGGAUGCUAGGAAAGUUCUUGAUGAUAUGUCGGGUAACGGCUGCUCGGCUAAUCUGAUCUCGUAUAGGACAUUGAUUGGAGGACUCUGUGAUCAAGGGAUGUAUGAUGAAGGGAAGAAGUAUCUCAUAGAGAUGAUGUCGAAAGGGUUUUCUCCUCAUUUUUCGAUUUCGAAUAGUUUGGUAAAAGGGUUUUGCAGCUUCGGGAAAGUCGAAGAAGCAUGUGAUGUUGUAGGGUUUGUGAUUAAGAACGGAGAAACAUUGCAUUCAGACACUUGGGAGAUGAUAAUUCCAUUAAUCUGUAAAGAAGAUGAGUCGGAGAAGAUCAAACACUUUCUUGAAGAUGCUACUAAAGAAGAGACAGGCGGUGAUACCAGAAUCGUUGAUGCGGGUGUCGGAUUAGGAUCUUACCUCUCUAGUAAGCUACAAAUGAAACGCAAAAAUGUUAGAGAGAGGAAGAGACAUACAUUUUUUUAGGUUCCUGAGCUGAUGUAGAA